Aspergillus glaucus CBS 516.65 is the source of this 204-nucleotide messenger RNA. Its product is annotated as ankyrin repeat domain-containing protein. The annotation marks the transcript as partial. NCBI's taxonomy places the organism in Eukaryota, Fungi, Ascomycota, Eurotiomycetes, Eurotiales, Aspergillaceae. The record is from RefSeq and is a predicted model, not a curated record. The transcript has a single exon. Gene Ontology annotation, molecular function: protein binding.
ACCCCGAUAAUGACAGCCGCGAACCACGGCCACGUCCCCGCGAUCAAACUCCUCCUACACCACGGCGUGGAUAUCAACGUCCCACAAGCUACAUGUAACAGCCCACUAAGCCUGGCCGCUAUACACGGCCAUAUCCCUGCAGUACGCACCCUCCUGCACCACGGCGCAGACGUAAACACCAUCCGCCGGGGUACAACACCCCUC